AUGUCCAGCCAACCUCUCCUCCAAACCGCCCCAGGCAAGCGAAUUGCUCUCCCAACCCGAGUCGAGCCCAAAGUCUUCUUCGCCAACGAGCGCACCUUCCUCUCAUGGCUCAAUUUCACUGUCAUCCUCGGUGGUCUAGCCGUCGGCCUUCUUAACUUCGGCGACCGCAUCGGCCGCAUCUCCGCCGCCCUCUUCACCGUUAUCGCCAUGGGGGCGAUGAUCUACGCUCUAGUAACGUUCCAUUGGCGUGCGCAGAGCAUUCGCCGCCGUGGGCAGAGCGGCAUUGAUGACCGCUUCGGCCCUACAAUCCUCGCCAUUGCGCUCCUGGCUGCAGUGGUUGUCAACUUCAUCCUGCGGAUCAAGGACGGGCAGAUGAACUAG
Molecule: messenger RNA, 381 nt
Organism: Penicillium paradoxum
Lineage: Eukaryota; Fungi; Ascomycota; Eurotiomycetes; Eurotiales; Aspergillaceae
Product: putative vacuolar transporter chaperon Vtc1
Exons: 2
Coding region: 1-381 (126 amino acids)
Cellular component (GO): fungal-type vacuole membrane; vacuolar transporter chaperone complex
Source: RefSeq, a predicted model, not a curated record